AAAUGUGACUAUUGUUGCUCACUUGUUUGUAAAAGCAUUUCAACUUUCAUUACAGACAGUCAUGGGCAUCACCUUUUAGCUAAAAUAAGCAGUGGACUUCUGCUGUUGUGGGCCAUUAACCAUCUGUCUGACUUUGUUGUUCACACAGGAGAGAGACUUGACUAUCGUGGAUCCUCUGUGGAGCCUCAACAACAUCAUGAAGCUGACGAGUCAGAGAAGAUUCUCUCCACAUCAGAACACCUCAAGAAACACCAGCGAAAACCCACAGGGAAGAAAUUUCACUGCUGCUCUGACUGUGGGAAGAGUUACUCAAGAUCAGAUUCACUAAAAGUACACCAGAGAAUUCACAAUGGAGAGAAACCUUAUAGCUGUGAUCAAUGUGGGAAGAGUUUUGUUACAUCUAGCCGUCUGACUGUACACCAGAGAACACACACAGGAGAGAAGCCUUAUAGCUGUGGUCAAUGUGAGAAGAGUUUUGUUACUUCUAGCCAUCUGACUAUACACCAGAGAACACACACAGGAGAGAAAUCUUACCAUUGCUCUGACUGUGGAAAGAGUUACUCAAGAUCAGAUUCACUAAAAGUACACCAGAGAAUUCACAUUGGAGAGAAACCUUUUAGCUGUUAUCAGUGUGGGAAGAGUUUUAAUGAUCCAAUCAGCCUGAAAACACACCAGAGAAUUCAGGCUGGAGAGAAACCUCAUUGCUGCUCUGACUGUGGGAGGAGAUUCACCUCUUCCUUUUCAAAAUUACAUACAUUACAAUCACACCAGAGAAUUCACACUGGAGAGAAACGUUAUAGCUGUUAUCAAUGUGGGAAGCGUUUUACUGAAUCUAGACAGCUGACUAUACACCAGAGAACACACACAGGAGAGAAACCGUACCCUUGCUCUGACUGUGGAAAGAGUUUUGUUUCUUCAGGACAUUUAAAAUCACACCAGAGAACACACACAGGAGAGAAGCCUUAUAGCUGUAAUCAAUGUGGGAAGAGUUUUACUCACUCAAGCUGCCUGAUGGUACAUCGGAGAACACACACAGGAGAGAAACCUUAUAGCUGUGACCAAUGUGGGAAGAGUUUUGUUACAUCUAGCCGUCUGACUAUACACCAGAGAACACACACAGGAGAGAAGCCUUAUAGCUGUGAUCAAUGUGGGAAGAGUUUUACUACAUCUAGUCAUCUGACUAUGCACCAGCGGACACACACAGGAGAGAAUCCCUAUAGCUGUAAUCAAUGUGGGAAGAGUUUUACUCAGCCAAACAGCCUGAUUUCACACCAGAGAAUACACACAGGAGAGAAACCUUUCAGAUGUGAUCAAUGUGGGAAGAGAUACACUGGUAGAAAAUCUCUGAUUAAACAUCAGAAAAUACAUACAUGAAUACGUUGUUUCAUGAUAUCAAUGAAAUAAUGUCACAAUGUAGAAUGUUUUUAACGUUGUAGUAGAAGGAGUAUUUUAAUUAAUGUCACAAUGUAGAAUGUUUUUAACAUUGUAGUAGAAGGAAUAUUGUAAUUAAUAAUGUCACAAUGUAGAACCCUAAACGUUUGCCCCCUGUUCUAUUGAUUUCAGCGUGAUAUGGAUAUUAGCCGCAUCAGGGCAAAAAUCCAGGCUCUGAAUUGAAAGAGCACUAUUUAUGUGAUUAACAGAAAAAGUGUUGCGUUACACUUACCGCAUUGGGAACCCACUUGAAAAAAAAUGCAACACUUCAAAAUGUCCUCUAACCAGUGAUGUAAACAUUUCCCAGAUUCCGUGUGGUUUUUGAGCUGUUAGUUUGAACAGGACAUGCAACCUCAUCUCCCACCUCUCGCGCAAUUGAUUUCAACGUGAUAUCGAUAUGAGUGUUGACAAAAGUGUUGUGUUUCUCUUCAUUUUGGCGACCCCUAAAUUUAAACGCAUUACUCCAAAAUGUAGCGGACUGUCAUCUGAAGGUUGUCCUCUAACCAGUGAGGUAAAAUAUAUCUCCCGUUUCCAUGUUUUUGUUGUUGUGGUUGUGUUUGUUUCAACAGCACGCACAACCUGAUUUCCCCCCUAAUCGAUAUCAGUGAUUUAAUUGCCACUUGUCUAAACAACAUGCUAAUUAAAGAAAAUACAAGUAAUAUGA
This is a messenger RNA of Coregonus clupeaformis (lake whitefish), 2095 nucleotides long. Its product is annotated as zinc finger protein 501. Lineage: Eukaryota; Metazoa; Chordata; Actinopteri; Salmoniformes; Salmonidae. The annotation marks the transcript as partial. Gene Ontology annotation, molecular function: DNA-binding transcription factor activity, RNA polymerase II-specific; RNA polymerase II transcription regulatory region sequence-specific DNA binding. The record is from RefSeq and is a predicted model, not a curated record. The transcript has a single exon. Gene Ontology annotation, cellular component: nucleus. Gene Ontology annotation, biological process: regulation of transcription by RNA polymerase II.